Molecule: messenger RNA, 882 nt
Organism: Microthlaspi erraticum
Lineage: Eukaryota; Viridiplantae; Streptophyta; Magnoliopsida; Brassicales; Brassicaceae
Source: the annotation of a GenBank genome assembly
AUGGACAAACCGGCCAUCUAUAACGCUAUCCUCGGCACCCCAUGGCUCCAUGAAAUGAAAGCUGUCAUCUCGACGUUCCACCAAUGCGUGAAGUUUCCGAUACCCUCUGGAAUUUUCACCUUACGUGGAGAUCAAAGAAUGACGAGAUCAUGUUUCCUCCGCGAGCGCAAGCUCCGCACCGCGUCGUCCUGUAUGAUAACCGAGCCAGUAUCGGACGACGAAACCGACGAGUCCAACGCAAUAAAACGAGCCGUCGCGACGCAGAAUGCAGAUCCCCCGAUCCAUCGGCAAAGGAACUCCGAGCCCGCCUGGAAAUCCGACUUAAGGUCCAGCUUUAGCACUAAACACAAGGAUCUCUCCGAUCUAUUCGAGAUGGAGCAACUCGAGGACGAACCGCUACGAAGCUACCUGAACAGAUUCAAGAGCGCGCUGCUCGACCUCAGGGACAUUCCGGGAGCACCCCCAAUCGCGGAACCGGUACUCGUCCAAGCCCUCGGAAACGGACUUCGAUACGAAUCCGGAUUCUGGGAAGAUAUCCGCAUCCGCCCCUCCCCAACUUUGAAGGACGCCUUCCUUCGCGCUGAGAAUUACAUCCGCCUCGAGCAAGACAUCCCGCAGCUACGGUUCGACCCCGAAGAUCCUCGGUUCCGGCUAAGAAACAAGAGAAAGUCAUCAUCCUCUCGCCCGGAGAAGUCCACGCAUAAAGCACCAAGGUGCCAUCACGAAUCUCUCCCUCGCCGAGACGACGCCCCUGUCUACGAGGCGAGACCAGGAGAAACAUGGAGAAUCGCGCGAAGACUGAUCGCCAUGCACCCCCGCAAUGCUCGUUCUCCGAUCAGGAGAUAUUCGAGAUCAUUGCCGAUAUUCGAAGAACUCCCCUGA